GCAUUAAUACAAUAUGCUGGCCGACAUCUUUAACUGGUCGCUACUUUCUUGAUCGUUAGCGGUUUUUCAAACAUAUUUCGGUUUUAUGAAACUUAAAUCAGGGUAAGACUCUAGCUUUAAAUUAAAUGAUUAAGAAUUUCUUUAAAUUAAGCUUGCUUGUUGUUGCGAUUGCAGCUUAAGCCAUAUCUAGGAAGAGUUUUACAAAACAAUGGCCUCGCCAACCUCAUGCACCACUAAAGGAAAGAAGAAAUUACCGCUAGCAUCUACCUAUGUUAGUCCUAACGCUCUUCUACCUAUGCCUCGAGCUGAGGACGCUAAAGACUCCAAACAACUUGAGGAAGAGAUGUUUAAAAACAGAAAUAACACAGAAAGGGACGGUGACUUUAGCAGCGAAGAACGAGAAGAAAUGGCGAGCGUGGCGGAAGGAAUAUACGCUUCUUCCGACGUGUCUAAAGUGCUGGGAACCCUUUUGGGUCGCUUUGUUCGUGCCUAUACAAGUGAUAACUGCAUAUACGAAGGCGUUUUGGAGACUCUCUCACCUGAGGGUAAAGUUGUCCUGAAAGUCCCACAUAGACUGGAUCAGGAUGAAGAGUCUAAACCUUGUGGCAGUUAUGGUGUUCAUAGUAAUCGCAUUAGCUCCGAAAUAAUAUUCGCUCGUAAAGACGUUAUAUCUUUGGAGGCUAUAGAUAAUGACUUGGAACAGAAAAAUGAAAUUCGUCCUCUAAUGGUGGAGAGUUUCCAAACUGACCAAGAAAUACAUCAGUCCUAUAAUGGACAAACUGAAGAACGUCAAUUUGUCGACUAUUUUGAUGGAGAGGAGGAAAUAGGAGAUGAUAUGACAUUAGAAAAUACUAAAAGCACUGGAUGGAACCCCGACGAUAUGUUCCAGACGAAUAGUAAAUUGUUUAAUGUUGGUUCGACUUUCGACCCGUCUAUGUUAGCUUAUACAACGGAACUUGUAAAAGACGAAAGCGAGGAAGGUCUGGAACUUCAGGCUAAAGCCGAAAAAAUUGCGAAAGAAAUUGAAAAUACGAAACAAAGCGACAUUAAUGGUAAAAGUGCCGCCGACGACGACGAUGGUGAAGAGGAAGCCAAAUAUAGUGCUGUUCAUCGUCCUCAACCAGAUAGAUAUCUUCCGCCUCAUCGCAGACAGAGUUCAAAUACUUCGAAAAAAGCGAAAGGAAGCACAAGUGGAGAAGAAAAGCCGACUUCGACUCCCGAAAGAGCUUCAACAGAGGAGCCACCUCUGAAAGCGACAAAUAAUAAGACAGUUGAAGAGAAGCGAAAGGAUACCAAACGUUCAGCACCAGCGUCGAAGGAGGACACAAUAAAGGAUCUUAAGAUUUUCCAAGACAAACUCAAUAUACCCCAUUUAUCUAAGGAAAGCGAAGAGCGCAGCAGCAACACAAAACCUUCAAAGUCACCUUCUCCAACAAACGGUGCUACUACCUCUACAACUUCUACGUCUUCCACUGGUGCUACGAAACAAACGACCGUCCAAACUUUUAAGCUGAAUCCUAAUGCGAAAGAUUUUGUUCCAAGAGGUUCGGCCGCAACGACGGUUAAUACUGCUCAUCAGAACACUUACGUUCAACAACAGCAACCUCCUCCUCCUCCUCCUCAUCAAGCUCAGAGGCAACAACAAAUUAUUAUGCCUCAACAUUUCUCUCAAACUUCACCAGUUUACGCUCAUGCGCCAGUAAUGCAGCCGUUUCAACCAAUCACGGCACAAACCCCUCAUCAAGUUCAAAACCGGUAUCCUCAACAAAACCAACCGAAAAGAGCUACCGUGUCCAUUCAAGGAAAUGGAGCAACACCCAAUGCAAACAACUUACGGCCUCCAACGGCACAACCAAAUGUAUCCGUUCAACAGACUCCUACUGCUGCAGCUGUAGUAAGCAACACUGAUUCUUUGCCUGGUUCUUUAACAGGACCACCGAUUGUACAAAUGCAUCAGAAUGCUCAGUACUAUACGCAAUGGCAAAACAACCCAACCAAUGUUGUACCGAUGCCUCCCGCCCAUAUGGCUCCUCAUCAGCAUCAGAGUACUCUACUGCCACCAAGUCAAUCAAUUCAACAUCCCAACGUUGUCAUGUUACCAUACGGAACGACUGUUACUUGUGCUCAAGCAUCUCCGCCUCAUUAUACUUACCCAACGUCCACACCGCAGGCGCCGCAUCUCUAUGUGCAUUACCCCGCCGCUGCAGCUGCUGCGGCCGCGCCACCUGCUGUAAAUAUACAACUCCCUAAUGCGGCUGGACCUAACGCGGCCUCCCAAACUCUGAAUACUAUGGUACCUUAUCAGAUGCAGAAUUAUUCAGCCAUGGCCAGCAGUUACCAUGCUCAGCAGUAA
Dimorphilus gyrociliatus is the source of this 2353-nucleotide messenger RNA. The record is from the annotation of a GenBank genome assembly. NCBI's taxonomy places the organism in Eukaryota, Metazoa, Annelida, Polychaeta, Dinophilidae.